AUGGCAUCCGAUUCAUCUUCCAACGUCGGUACUCCCGACCGAGCCAACAAGAAGGCCGACGCUGGCACUAUUGAGUCGCCUCUUCGUGAGACUGUCACCGCCCGUGAGUCCAAUUCUGGCACUGCAUUUACCACUAUUCCCCCUAACCGCGACAACGCACUCGCCGAAGUGAGCGGAAACGUUGCUCGAUCCUCAUCAGUCAACGUCCCGACCACGCCCACCCCCGCCGCGGCGCGUUCCGGCGCCAUGCGCACGCAACGCCGCCAGGGCCGCCAGGGCCGGCACAACCCUUUGGCGCGUCCCGUUCCCAAGAAGAAGAACACCAAGAAGCAGGACAACGAGAACGCCGCCCCGCCCGCAGCGACCAAGGACCAUGAUCGCCACUCGGACAGCGACUACGACGAUAGUCUCGACGGCGUCGAAGCUGACGUGGAUGACCUGGUCGGACCGCACUCCCCGGACGGCGCAGCCAACUUUUGGGAGUCCCAAAUCCCCGGCCUUCUAGAGCAAGUGAAGACCAUCGCUUGCGGCGCAAAUUCAGUGCGCGGUAUUCACGAUGACUCUGAGGAGGGAUUGCGUUUCAUGGCUAGAGGUCUGGACCUCGAGUAG
Molecule: messenger RNA, 609 nt
Organism: Annulohypoxylon truncatum
Lineage: Eukaryota; Fungi; Ascomycota; Sordariomycetes; Xylariales; Hypoxylaceae
Exons: 1
Coding region: 1-609 (202 amino acids)
Source: RefSeq, a predicted model, not a curated record